Vombatus ursinus (common wombat) is the source of this 1902-nucleotide messenger RNA. RefSeq names its product glyoxylate/hydroxypyruvate reductase B-like. The transcript is spliced from 6 exons. Gene Ontology annotation, cellular component: cytosol. The record is from RefSeq and is a predicted model, not a curated record. Gene Ontology annotation, molecular function: NAD binding; glyoxylate reductase (NADPH) activity; hydroxypyruvate reductase [NAD(P)H] activity. NCBI's taxonomy places the organism in Eukaryota, Metazoa, Chordata, Mammalia, Diprotodontia, Vombatidae. Bases 260 to 1246 code for a protein of 328 amino acids.
CAAAACAGCCAAAGGGUGAAGAGCAGCUGACAUUGGUCAGAAUAUGGACUGCAGGUGCAACAAGUUUCCAGCGAUAUCACAAGACCUGCUGCAACCAUGGGGUCAGUGAGGGUAGCUCCUUCUGAUUACCACCUUCAGCAUAGGUACUGAGGGCCCAAGCAGUCCCUGUUACUGGAGAGAAGAGAAUAGAUGCAAGGUGUUGGGGAGGUGGAAAAGACAAGACUUGAAACAUCUCAUUUGUCACUGAUCCUGUGAGGUCAUGCAAAAUCAAGAACUACCUUGUGUUUUGAUAAGUAGUAUUGAAGGACCGUAUGGUGUGCAUGAAGAUCAUGUAGAAGAUCUUAAGAAACAUUUUAAUCUUAUCACCAUGCAAGAAUUUCUUGAAAACAAAAUACAUUUCAGUCAAAAGAUACAAGCAAUAUACAUGUGGGGAUGGAAACCACAUAUUGACCAGGAGCUCCUGCAGAGCUUGCCUACCUUGAAGAUUAUUGUAAACUCAGGAGCAGGCCUGGAUCAUCUGGACCUGAGCAUGAUUGCCAGCUUUGGUGUGAAAUUGGCCAACACUCCACAAGCUGUUACUAACAGCACUGCAGACAUGGGAAUGGCCCUACUUCUGGCAUCAGCCCGGAGAAUAUUAGAAGGGAAUGAGAUAGCUACUUCACCAGACACUAAGCACUUUAAUGUUAACUGGAUGGGACAAGAAGUGACUGGAUCUACUCUGGGAAUCAUAGGUAUGGGCAGGAUUGGCUAUAAGAUUGCUCAGCGAGCCAAAGCAUUUGAAAUGAAGAUUCUGUAUCACAAUAGGAACCGUAGGAAAGUGGAAGAGGAACAGGCAGUUGGAGCCCAUUACUGUGCAAAGUUGGAUGAGCUACUGCAGCAAUCAGACUUUGUAAUGCUGGUCGUCAGUCUGACACCCCAGACCCAUAAGUUUAUUGGAAAGAGGGAACUAGGAUUAAUGAAACCCACUGCUUCUCUUAUAAACAUUGGCCGAGGCCAAUUGGUUGAUCAAGAUGCCCUAGUUGAAGCUCUUCAAACUGGGAUUAUUAAAGCUGCAGGACUGGAUGUGACUGACCCUGAACCCCUACCAAGAUCUCAUCCUUUGUUAAAGUUAAAGAAUGUUAUUUUAACACCUCAUAUUGGAAGCGCAACUCAUCAAAGUCGACAUCUCAUGAUGGAAAAUAUGGUUGAAAGCCUUCUGGCUGCUCUCAGUGGCCUUCCUAUUCCUAAUGAAGUACAUCUUAAAUGACUUGUUUGGGUGGAAAGUUCAGAAUGAUGGAAACUUGACAGACUAAAUGACAAAGGCUUAUUUUUGCUUUACAUACUUUAUACAUGCUGGUACUUCUCUUCAUGAAAUUAAAAACUUAUAGAUUUUCAUUUUAUUAUGUUUGAAGAGCUCCCAAAGAAUAUGUAUUCCCAAGAAUCCUUUAUAGUCUAACACCACAUGAAUAUAAGUAAUAUAUCUUUGGUAGUCUUGUCUGUUAUUUUCUUUCUGGAUUAGGAAAGGAACAAUGAAACCAAAAAGUGGAAGGAAAUGAAAAAAUGUUUGUUAAGCAUUGAGUAGUUCAGGUGGACCUCUAAACAAAAUUGCAGAGUAGGCCAGUAUUUUUCCAUUCUUAUUUCUGCCUUACAUGCUUUGUUUUAUUCACCCUGCAGUGCAUGGCCCUCAUUUUGCCUUUUGGCUAUUGUGGAGGACCCCUCCCAAUUGUAUAAUGAGAAUAAUUAUAUUAACUUAGCAUAACUGACUCAAUUUUAAGUCUCUAUUUUGUGAUUGAGAUGUUUUGAGUAAGCAGUUUUGCUAUUAGAAAUACUUUUCUGUACUGUAGAUUGUUUAUCAAUAAAAAGAUUAAUACUUGUGAUAUAGUUUGGUCAACAACAUUUGUGUUUCCAAACAAGUAAUAAACA